AUGUCCAGCCCAAGCCACCCCUGUCUUCACCUUUUCAGCCUCCACGUUCCCCGCCUGUGUGCUCCACCUUGCUCCCUGUCUUCUCCCUUUUCUCUUUCUCUCUCCCUCUGUUUUAUAGCUGCCAAGGGCAGUAGAGAGGUUGGUCUGCAAGCCUCCUUUUCGCAGGUGGAGUCGCUGCGGAAAUCCUACACAGCUGCAACAUCAGCCGCAUCUAUAGCAGGAAAAACAGCAACAGAUCGUGUCUGGAGAGGCUUUUUGGCUCCAAGUGCAGGAUCUGAGCCAUUCGGGCUCCUCGGCUCUGAAAAUGAAGAGGAAGUCUCUCUUUUGAAGGUUUGUCAUGUGAAAGAAGAAACGAGCAAGAAUAUGUGGUACUUAGACACAGGCUGCAACGAUCACAUGUGUGGUGAUAAGUCGCUCUUCUCCACCUUAGACGAAUCUAUCCGAGACAAUGUGAAAUUUGGGGACAACUUCAAAGUCUCUGUCAUGGGCAAAGGAGAAAAUGCAUUGUUAGCAAAUAACAUCGAGAGCCAUUUCCAAAAGGAAAAACUCAGAGAGCAAGGCAGUUAUUGGAAAUUGUCCACUCCGACAUUUGUGGACCUAAUCCUGUAUCUAAUGGAGGAUAAAUCUAAAGCCUUAAUAGCUUUCAAAAGCUACAAAGUCAUGGUUGAGAAAGAAGCAGGAUGUUCAAUUCAAGUGUUGCGGACCGAUCGCGGAGGUGAAUAUAAUUCAUACAAAUUUACAAACUUUUGUGAAGAGCAUGACAUCAAAAGGCAACUCACCACCCCCUUCACUCCACAACAAAAUGGAGUGUGUGAAAGAAAGAACCGCACAAUCAUGAACAUGGUGAGGAGCUUAUUGACGAAGGGUGAAAUUCCAAAGAAGAUUUGGCCAGAAGCUGUCAACUGGAGUGUUCACAUUUUGAAUGAAAGUCCAACUCUUGCAGUCCAAAAUAUGACACCCGAGGAGGCUUGGAGUGGUAGAAGACCAAAUGUUAGCUACUUCAAAAUAUUUGGGGCUGCACAUCAUAUUCCUACAGAUUUUGAUGGAGAAAAAGAUGAAGAAGAACAACAUCUUGUGGGGAAUCAGCAGCAAUCCACCAUUAUUCAAGCAGAUGAUUCAUCUGAGGUUGCAAGAGAACUAAGGUCACCACGACUCAGAAGGAGACUAGCAUGGAUGCGUGACUAUGAGGUAACAGGGAUUGAUCAGUCUGAGGAUCCACUCAUACACUUUGCUCUCUUUGCAGAUUGUGAUCCUACGAAAUUGAAGGAGAAUGGUGAAGUUGAUAAAUACAAGGCGCGUUUAGUCGCGAAAGGAUACAAGCUAGAAUUCGGCAUCGAUUACAAAGAAGUGUUUGCUCCCUUCGCACGGCACAACACAAUCAGAUUGAUAAUUGCAUUGGCAGCUCAAAAUUCAUAG
Messenger RNA from Magnolia sinica, 1416 nucleotides. RefSeq lists its product as uncharacterized. The transcript is spliced from 6 exons. Lineage: Eukaryota; Viridiplantae; Streptophyta; Magnoliopsida; Magnoliales; Magnoliaceae. Gene Ontology annotation, molecular function: nucleic acid binding. The record is from RefSeq and is a predicted model, not a curated record. Gene Ontology annotation, biological process: DNA integration. Bases 1 to 1416 code for a protein of 471 amino acids.